Molecule: messenger RNA, 207 nt
Organism: Caenorhabditis remanei
Lineage: Eukaryota; Metazoa; Nematoda; Chromadorea; Rhabditida; Rhabditidae
Exons: 2
Coding region: 1-207 (68 amino acids)
Biological process (GO): RNA transport; regulatory ncRNA-mediated post-transcriptional gene silencing
Cellular component (GO): late endosome
Source: RefSeq, a predicted model, not a curated record
AUGCCCAGCAAAAACUGCGCAAAAAAUCUACAUGCCUGCCAAUGGGAGAGAGAUAUAGCCUUGGUCUUUCUUCUCUUGAUAGUGCUUUUCAACAUCGGACAGGUGGUGUACGCGUAUCGUGCAAAAUUUCUAAGAAUUGUUCGCCGUGAGGUGAAUAAUCGUAUUCCAGAGGACGAUGAGGACCCAAUCCUUGGAAUCAGAGACUAA